GCGUGCCUGGUGUGACCCUUUGUGAUCGAUGUCGGGUUACGGUGACUGCUCGGCUCCCGGCAACGACAUGCAACACAGAUUCGUGGUGCCUGACACAGUGCUGCCGACGAAGGGCGGGCUGCCGACACGGUCAUGUGGGAACUUCGAGGGCCCAUGCGCUGUCAGAGCGUGUACGGUCGGUAGGUAGCGGAGGUGACGCUGCUGCUGUGGGGUGACGGCGUCGUCGGCUCCGGCGGCCUCUCCUGCCCGGCGCACGUAACUGGCGCCACGGCUGGACUCGCGCUCCUCGAGCUCCCACAGUCUGUCAGUGGUCGUAGAAGCUGUCAUCCUACUCUGCCACAAUGUCGAAGGUAACUCCAAACCGCGAGGUCAUCAGCAUCCACAUUGGCCAGGCCGGCGUCCAGAUGGGCAACGCCUGCUGGGAGCUCUACUGCCUCGAGCACGGUAUCCAGCCCGACGGCCAGAUGCCUUCCGACGCCAGCAUUGGUAUUGCCGACGAUAGCUUCAACACGUUCUUCUCGGAGACGGGCGCCGGCAAGCACGUGCCGCGAGCUGUGUUUGUGGACCUGGAGCCGACGGUGGUGGAUGAGGUACGUACCGGUACCUACCGCCAGCUGUUCCACCCGUCACAGCUCCUCUCUGGAAAGGAGGACGCAGCCAACAAUUAUGCGCGUGGCCACUACACCAUCGGUAUGGAGAUAGUGGACGCGACGAUGGACGCCCUCAGAAAGCUGGCGGAUGGCAGCACAGGACUGCAGGGCUUCCUGGUGUUCCACUCGUUCGGAGGCGGCACCGGCUCCGGCUUCACCUCGCUGCUGAUGGAGCGUCUCAGCGUCGACUACGGCAAGAAGUCCAAGCUGUGUUUCUCCAUCUACCCGGCGCCGCAGGUUUCGACAGCGGUUGUGGAGCCGUACAAUGCGAUCCUGUUCACGCACACCACCCUGGAGCACACUGAUGUCGAGUUUAUGGUCGACAACGAAGCCAUCUACGAGUUGUGCAAGUCGAGUUUGGAUAUUGAACGCCCGACGUACACCAACCUGAACCGGCUGAUCGGGCAGAUCGUCUCCUCAGUCACGGCUUCACUGCGCUUCGACGGCGCGCUGAACGUCGACCUUAACGAGUUCCAGACCAACCUGGUGCCGUACCCGCGUAUCCACUUCCCGCUGGUCACCUAUGCUCCGGUCAUCUCCGCGGAGAAGGCUCAACAUGAGAAGAUGUCCGUGCAUGAUAUCACGAAAGCCUGCUUCGAGCCGGCCAACCAGAUGGUCAAGUGCGACCCUCGCAAAGGCAAAUACAUGGCCUGCUGUCUUCUGUACCGGGGAGACGUCGUCCCCAAGGACGUCAACGCCGCCAUCGCAGCCAUGAAGGUCAACAAGACCAUCCAGUUCGUCGACUGGUGUCCGACUGGCUUCAAGGUCGGCAUCAACUACCAGCCGCCGACCGUGGUGCCCGGCGGCGACCUGGCCAAGGUGCAGCGCGCCGUCUGCAUGUUGACCAACACCACUGCCAUUCAGGACGCCUGGGCGCGCCUAGACCACAAGUUCGACCUGAUGUACAACAAGCGCGCCUUCGUGCACUGGUACGUCGGCGAGGGCAUGGAGGAGGGCGAGUUCUCCGAGGCUCGCGAGGACAUCGCCGCGCUGGAGAAGGACUAUGAGGAGGUUCAGUCUUCAGUGGAUGACCAGUACGACGACGAGUACUAGACGAGGAUGAAGACAGGUCUUUGCACCGGCGAGGGGCGGCCGAUUUUGGCGCAGGCGUUACAUAGCGAUGUCUGGAGUUCUUCGCCCUUUCCCGCGUUGAUUGUGAUGGUGUGCAGGGGGAGCCUUGCUCAAUAAGAAGAAACAGGUUGGAGCCAUUCUGCACCUAACUGCAUGUUUUGCGUGAUGAAGCUCAAAUGCAUCCACAUGGUGUGAUUUGCAAGGCAUUAGGUUGAAACUUAUAUCCGAUAGUCGGCUAUAGAAAAGGAUAGUUGCUUCGUAGUUACCUACAUGAUAGAUGUUUUAACCUCCUCUCGGCAUAGAACAUAGCUGUGAUUUAGAUUGCUGCCUAGUUUGAACCAUUUUCACCGAAAGAUACGAAACAUAAGCUCUUCAGAAGCUCCUCUGAAGCUCUUCAGAAUUAUUGUUUACCCCGACCAGUCCUCAACUACGAUUAAAGGGACCGUCACACCUCGAGAAAGUCAUCUUUUCGCGUAUAAGCCCCCAUCUGCUGUUGGAGAAGCAAAUGCGAGCAAUACGUGACACCCUCGUCACCCGUGUGUCAUUCUCGUCAUGCUGCAGUGCAUAAUAUAAAAACAUUGUUCCAUCGAGCUUGUCGCCUAGUCAUUACCGUUAAGCAGAUGACGUGUAUGAUAUC
This is a messenger RNA of Amphibalanus amphitrite, 2358 nucleotides long. Its product is annotated as tubulin alpha-1C chain-like. NCBI's taxonomy places the organism in Eukaryota, Metazoa, Arthropoda, Thecostraca, Balanomorpha, Balanidae. Gene Ontology annotation, molecular function: structural constituent of cytoskeleton; GTP binding. Bases 342 to 1703 code for a protein of 453 amino acids. The record is from RefSeq and is a predicted model, not a curated record. Gene Ontology annotation, cellular component: cytoplasm; microtubule. Gene Ontology annotation, biological process: microtubule cytoskeleton organization; mitotic cell cycle. The transcript has a single exon.